CUCUAAAUUCUUACAGUUCACGUGACAGACAUGGCACACACUCGGGGCUGCGCUGCAUCAUAAACAUCUAAGCUCUAAGGUCUGUCGGGACCUCACUUCAAAACUCCAGUGUUUCUAUCUUCGCACAGGAGGUAACGGCGCCGAUCAGACCGGGGGAGCAGCGUUGGUGUGAGCGCAGCAGCAGCGGAGUCAAGUGCAGCGGAGAGAAGAGCCACCUGCGCACGCAGCACACACAUCUCUGGGCUUUUCCCUUACUUCUGCUCUAAUGAUGAAAGUCUUUCAGCCUUCAACCGCUCUCUUCAUCGCCUCGUGGGCGGUUAUAGGUUACAUUCAAGCUGUUACCCUAGAAGUAAAAGAGGGGAACUCUACCUGCAUCAAAGCUGAGCUGUCUGCAUUGAUCUCCAUCACCUACAGCACAUCCAACAGCACAGGAACAGGGCGGGUAUCUCUGCCCGACUCCACCAGCGUCAACGCAACAAGAAGCUCAUGCGGUACAGAUGGCGGCUCACCGUGGCUAGUGGCAGUUUUCGGAUUUGGCCAUGAACUCGGAAUGAGCUUCUCAACGAAUGAUAGAGUCUACAGUGUCACUAACUUGACUCUGCAGUACAAUCUAAGUGACAGUUCACUCUUCCCUGAGGCCAACAGCUCUGAUGUGGUCACUGUGACUUCUGCUGCGGUUGGGAUCUCAGCACCGAUCAACACCACCUACCGGUGUCAGAGCCCUUCCACCAUCACACUUGGUGGAGCUACAGUCACUUUCUCUGAUAUGAGGCUGGAGGCGUACAUGCCAGGAAAUCAGCUAAGUCCAACAGAGAGUCUAUGUGUGGCAGAUCAAAAUAGCACAACAACUCCAGCCACCCCUACAACUACCAUGACAACAACAACAAAACCUCCAGCACCAGCUCCACCAGGAACUCCUGAACAGGGUUCCUACUCAGUAAAGGACAGCAACGGUACUGUAUGUCUCUUGGCAAAGAUGGGACUGCAGCUCAAUGUCUCCUAUGUGCCCGAGUCUCAGAACAAGACUGUCCAAGAACUGGUCAACCUGACUCCCAAUCUGACCCUUUCAUCAGGAUCAUGUGGAACCAGCAGCGCCACCUUAACUUUGACACAAGAGCAAACCACCUCUCUUAGCUUCUCCUUCACUAUGAACUCAACAUCCAAUAAGUACCACCUAAGUGGGAUAAAUCUGCUGGCUAACUGGUCCAAUAUGGCUGUUCCAUUCUCAGCCAAUAACACCAAUCUUGACUAUUUACGGAGCACGGUGGGCCGUUCUUACAUGUGCAACACUGAGCAAACUCUGGUUGUGGCACAAAGUUUCUCUCUCAACACAUUCAAACUUCAAGUCCAGCCGUUUGGCGUCACAACAAACCAGUUUGCUGCAGCUGAGGAGUGUCAGAUGGACCAAGACCAAAUGUUGAUCCCCAUCAUUGUUGGAGCGGCGCUUGCCGGACUCGUGCUGAUCGUCCUCAUUGCAUAUCUAAUAGGCAGGAAAAGGAGCCACGCUGGAUACCAAACCAUUUAAGCAGGCCUGUUGCUUAACUCAAGUCAGACAGACUGAACGGUGGAGAAAUAACCCAAGCGUGUGAAAGCAAGUAAUAGACUGUGUAAACAAGCAUGAGUGAAUGGGAGCAGUUGUCUCUGGCGAGUGCAUGCAUAUCCUAUGCGAAUUCUGGAUAUUUUGUUUCCUUUCAUUUUCUCUGUGGAUGAUAUAAGCCAAAUGCCUGCUAACUUUAGAUGGUGUGCAUCGGGAUGAAGCCCAAGAGGACUGAGACUCAAAGAUAAAAGAAGUUUGAAUUCGCAUUAGCCGCCUCUACUCCGUUUUUGUAUUCUAGGCAUUUGACUGGAUUUGCUUGAACUGCUGAAUGUCGUUUUUAGCUUUGUGAUUAGUCAUGCUACUAAAGGAGCAGGGGGAGACAACUGUGAGACCUUGUUUAACAAUCAACAGUACUUCAAGUUUGCAGGAGUUUUAUUCCAUUAUACACAUUUUCAACUUCAUUUGUGUAUGAUGUUCCAUUACGAAAAGGGAAAGCUCUGAAUGCAUCUUUUCCAAUCACAUUCCUUCACAAUGAAGAUCAGUGAAAAAAAAGUUGUGGGAUUUUUCAACUUACCCUUUAAAAAAAAUAUACAUAUAUAUACACACACAUACUAAUAUUUAUAUUAUGUAUCAGGCACAAAAAUCCUUCCAUCCAAACACAAGAAUGUCACAAGAGCUAUUCUAACAGCUGCAGUGUAACAUAAGAUGCUCACAUUCAAGUAAAACAUAUUCACGCAGCUGGCAGGCUCAGACUGUAUUAUGGAAUUGGUACUUAAAAGGGACAGAUCAUUUUUGUUUAUCUUUUGCUUUUUUUUUCUCCCCCUCAGCUAAUAUAAUUUAACCUUGCAUUUAGGAAAUGUGGCAUUUUAUAUUUACACAGAUGUAUCUGAAAAUAACUUUUUAGGUUGAGGUAGGGAAUAAAAGCAAACAUGAACCUCUAAAUCACUCCAAUAUUCCCAGUUAUCUGUUCCUCGAACCCCUAAUCAUCUACAGAGAUCUUAUUCCAUAAUGGUGCCAGGUCUUUUUACCUAGUUUGUACAAUGCAGCUCUUCGGUGAUCGAUCACAUCUUUUUCAUACAAUGAGUAAGAUUGCAAAGAUUUUUCUGCACAUCAAUUUAAAUCUAUAGGACAAUUAAGAAUUGAUGGAAAAAUCCUAGAAUUUUAAUUUAAUAAAUUAAGCACAAUCAAGUAAUUGUGGUGGAAGGUGUGUAAUAGUGAGGCCAUGCACAGUUACAAAAGUGAACAAGCACAUUAAUUUCCCAUUCUUGCUUUUCACCCCCUCCUAGAAAAGAAAUCUUUGAAUUUUAGUGUUUUGAUCCUUUUAUUUUUCUAGAAGAUGGUUAAUUUUGUUUUCUAUUGUGCAUCCUGUUGCAAGUAAAUAAAGAAUUUACAAGUC
Cololabis saira (Pacific saury) is the source of this 2933-nucleotide messenger RNA. It is a transcript of the gene lamp1a, whose product is annotated as lysosomal associated membrane protein 1a. Gene Ontology annotation, cellular component: membrane. The coding region runs from base 266 to 1525 and encodes 419 amino acids. The record is from RefSeq and is a predicted model, not a curated record. NCBI's taxonomy places the organism in Eukaryota, Metazoa, Chordata, Actinopteri, Beloniformes, Belonidae. The transcript has 9 exons.